CGCUGUACUUCCUGUUUAUUUCAGAGGGUUCCUACACAGGUCAGAGAGUGUAGGUGAUAUUCAGUCUGUGUGAUUCACCGUAGUAUCAGUUGUAAACACACUCAACAUGGAACAACUUCCGUGUUUGGAGCUGCUGCUGCUGCUGUGCACCGCGGCUCCGCUCGAGGCGGCUCCGACCAGAAGCAGCUACCUGCCGGGCACAGGCAGGUUCUGGCACAUCACCGACCUCCACCUGGACCCCACCUACCACCUGGCCCCAGAUCCCACCAAGGUUUGCUUCUCCUCCAAAGGAGCUCCAGCCGCCCAGGCCGGCCUGUUUGGGGACUUCCUGUGUGACUCUCCCUACCGCCUCAUCCAGUCCGCCUUCUCUCACAUGGCGCCGCUCACGCGGCAGCAGGACUUCAUCAUAUGGACCGGAGACAGUCCACCUCAUGUCCCUGUGGAUGAGCUCUCUACAGACAUCGUGAUCCAGGUGAUCAGUAAUAUGACCCAGACCAUCAGACAGCACUUCCCCAACCUGACCGUUUACCCUGCCCUGGGAAACCACGACUACUGGCCGCAGGACCAGAUGCCGACCUCCACCAAUGCCAUCUACAAAGCUGCUGCCCAGCUGUGGAAACCCUGGCUGCAGACUGAAGCUCUGCUCACUCUUUCUCAAGGUGGUUUCUACUCCCAGCUGGUGAAGCCUGGUCUGCGGGUGGUGAGUCUCAACACCAUCCUCUACUACGGACCCAACAAAGUCACAAGCAACAUGACGGACCCGGCGGGACAGUUCGAGUGGCUGGAGACCACUCUGCAGAAAGCUGCUCAGAGCCUGGAGAAGGUCUACAUCAUAGCCCAUGUGCCGGUGGGCUACCUGCCCUUCGCCAGGAACACCACCGCGGUCAGAGAGAGCCACAACGAGAGGCUGGUCGCCAUCUUCAGGAAGUACAGUCAUGUCGUCGCCGGUCACUUCUAUGGCCACACCCACCGCGACAGCAUCAUGGUGCUGCUGGACCAGAAAGGUGAACCUCUGAGCUCUCUGUUCGUGUCUCCGGCUGUUACUCCCAUCAAAGAUGUUUUGGAGCCGUACUCCAACAACCCGGCUUUCCGCAUGUACCUGUACCACAGCCAGGACUUCGCCGUGCUGGAUAUCUGGCAGUACUACCUGAAUCUGACGGAAGCCAACGACAAACAAAGAUCGGACUGGAGGCGUGAGUAUGUCAUGACGGAGGCGUUUGGACUGAGUGACCUGCAGCCGCGCAGCCUGCUGCAGCUGGGCCUGAGCUUCAGGCUGCCGCACGCCGCCGCCUUCCACAGGUACUUCAGCAACUACAUGGUCAGGUACAACGACAGCAUCACCUGCGAGGGAGCCUGUAAGGUGAGCCAGGUGUGCGCUGUGCUCUACCUGGACCGGCAGACCUACUCCCAAUGCGUCGCAAAGGGCGGGUGGUAGAGCGGCGCCGGAUGGUCGAGGGCGCCGCGUUUAGUUUUUGGUUUUUAAGAUGAUUUAUUUUUAAUAAAUAUUUUUUUACUAAAUGACAGAAUCGAGACGAAGGGCGUCCUGCUGCUCAGAAAUAUCUAUCUGAGGUUAAAACAUCUUUUCCAGCUGGUUGUUCACACGGGAACAUCGACGGUUUCAAGGUUAUUCAAAUCAGUGAUGGCUGACGCCUUCAGAAAAAGAGUAAGGCGGACUAUUUAAUGCGUUUUCUGCUCUAAAGAAUGAGAUGAAGCUCGGCUCCAGUUUGUCCCUGUAUCUUUACCUGUUGCAUUAAUGGAUUACACCUGAACCCUGGAGCCGUCUCAGUGCCGCCGGACGUCGACCGUCACUGAGCCGACGGUGAUUUAACAGCAGCUGGAGCGUUCGUCUCUUCUGAUGUGUCCAGCUCUGCGGCACAAAACACCUGAAGUUUUCUCCUGAAGUUUGAGUUCUCAGCUGAGGGAGCUUCUUCAGGUUGUUGCACAGACUCUCUUCAGAGGUUUCCUAAGACUUUUACAGCUGUAAAAUUCUACAGUUGCCAUGGAGACCGUUGGUUUUCUGGCAUCGGCGCCUGUGAUAGCGGUGAACGUAUCACAUACGAAAGUUGCCAGAGAAGAAAAAAUUACAUUAAAGUAGUUUGGUGCUCUCUCUCCUCCUGUUGUCGUCAUGGAAACCUCAGCUCAGUGUUCAGCAGACGGUCAGAGCGUCUGACACUCUCACAGCUGAUCGAUCACCAUGAACUCAGAUCAAAACAUUAAACUGCAGUGAACAGUUUCAGGAAACCUUCAGGAGACUCCAGGUGUUUUGUGCAGUUGGUCCCUGAACUUGAGAUCUGAUUGGAUCAGAUAUAAAUACUCGGUUCACACAGGGACGCAGGUAAAGGUCACCUGUCUGCUCCGCCCUGCAGACCGACAGGUGUGUUCAGUCAAAUUCACCAGGAACAGGUUGAACAUGUGUAAAUGUAAAAUCACAGACGAAUGGUUUUAAUUCUGUUUAUUUUUCUACUGAAUAAAGAUUUUUAACGUG
This is a messenger RNA of Seriola aureovittata, 2485 nucleotides long. RefSeq names its product sphingomyelin phosphodiesterase acid like 3A (gene smpdl3a). Gene Ontology annotation, biological process: sphingomyelin catabolic process. Lineage: Eukaryota; Metazoa; Chordata; Actinopteri; Carangiformes; Carangidae. The transcript is spliced from 8 exons. The coding region runs from base 107 to 1435 and encodes 442 amino acids. The record is from RefSeq and is a predicted model, not a curated record. Gene Ontology annotation, molecular function: sphingomyelin phosphodiesterase activity.